This is a messenger RNA of Tetranychus urticae (two-spotted spider mite), 4491 nucleotides long. The record is from RefSeq and is a predicted model, not a curated record. NCBI's taxonomy places the organism in Eukaryota, Metazoa, Arthropoda, Arachnida, Trombidiformes, Tetranychidae.
UUUACGCGCUCAAAUAAAGUUUUUUGUUUAUUUUGUCUAUGUUAUGAAAUCAAACUGUUAUUUCUUCCUGUGAUUUAAUGUAAUUCAUUUAUUGUUAUUUAAUCUUGAUAAUUAAUUGUACAUCUGAACAAACUAGUCAUGGAUUCUGAUACAAUUAGUACAACGCCAUCGAUCACCUCUAUUCUUAAAAUGGCGGAAGACAAGAUUAAACUGUUUGCCGAAGAGAGUGAUGGUGACUCUGCCGGAGGGCUUGAACUUCUUGAUCAAAAAAUAACUAUCAAUGAGUCGACGUGUGAAGAAGAUUUGGUCCACUAUUUUAAUUUAGUGAAAAAAGCCAUCAAUAUCUUCAAAGUUGCUAUAACGGCCAAAAGAUCAAGCGCAAACAUGACUUUAUGGAUUCACUAUCGUUCGCAAAUUUUUAACUUUCUUAAGUGUGUCUACAAAAUUAACAAGCAAGGCAAUGAAACAUUUCAGCAAAUUUCCAUCAGAGAGAUGACCAACUUAGUGAGAUUCACUGGACGGAUAUCUAUGUUGGAUGAUUUCGAUCCUAACAUUUAUAUAUUAUCUUCUGAUAUUCAAUCGCCCUCGCGACAAUACCUCCAUGCUUGUUUCGAUGUCUGGCUAAUCUCGUUUCAUUUGUUGUGUGAAUACAAUCAGCAGACGCGCGGUAAAAUUGAGAUCCUAGGAGAAGUAAACGAUCCAGCUGAUUCACGAAUUAAAUUUCUUGAAUGCUUGUUGGCUGAUCUUCUAUACAUAUCGCUUCAAAAAUUUUCAUCUACUAAAGACAUGCGGAUGUUGACCACAAUAGACCCAUAUGUUUGCACUUGUCACCGUGUCUUAUUCACCAUUAUCAAGAUUCUUGUGGAAAAAGAUCCUGCAAUUCUAAAUAUCCAUCCUUUUUGGUUCUACUUUAAUGUGAUAAUAGACAAUUUCAUUGAAGAAAAUAGGAAAGAAUGUAAAGAUCGAGAUAGUUUGAUAACUUACAAAAGAGUACCCAGCAACUUUAAUUCACUAGAUAACCUUAACAUUGCAAAUUUAUGGCUAAUGAGCAACCUUUUAGAGCUUAUUGGUGCUCCUAAAGACUCCAUAACUAGUCAAGAUUCUUGCAAUUCUACUGGUUUCACGCAAGCAAUAAUUUCUGUGUUGCGUGAUUUCCAAGAAUCCAGCUUUGUCAAAAGUGAAUUACUAGAAAUCGCAAUGCAGCUUUGUUUCAAUGCAGUUAAACGGUGUAGUGUUUGUGUCGACAUUCCCGUACCAUUUGUUGACUAUUACAUGAAAAUGUUGACUUCAUCUCAAUCUUCAUCUAGUGUUUAUUAUACUUUACCGAAAUCUAGUAAUCAAUGGUCCCUCAAGCUUAGGACACUUUUCGAGAGAGGCUCAGCAUCUGAGAUGGACGACAAACUUCUCGAUUUAUUACUUCUUCUUCUUGAAAAAGUAAUUUUUAAAUUAUUCGCUAAAAAUUCUUAUCAAAAUAUUCAGCUUUGGCAAAAACUUAAAAGCGAUCUUUUCACCACUCUUUCAAAGUAUCCAGUUGAGGAAUUGAAUGAAAGCCAACUUUAUAAAGUAUUAACGAUUCUUAUUGUUUGCUGCUAUGCCUCGGAUGACCAUUAUGUUGACAUCGUUGAUAAAUUUGCUGAGCUCGCUAAAGCAAUUAAAAUUAAAUCAAGCCAUUCUAAAAAGGUUAAGCUGAUGAUCCAGUCAACCAUCUGUGCUGCCCUUCUUUUAUCAGACGAAAAAGAUAUGAACAAACUCGUUUUGAUUGCCAUAGACAUUUUCGAUAGGCUGGCGGAGGUUUUAUCAAGAUUAGAUAAAUCAAAUACAUCAUCGAGAGAGUCAUGCAUCGAACUUAUUUUAUUGUAUUUUCAGGAAAUCAUUUAUGUAUCAGAAGUCAAGGUUGAAUCGAUUGGAAAAUGUGCACUAAUACCUCAAUCUAUCGUUAAAGUGUUUGGUCAAUUAGCCGAUCGUGAUUUAUUAAAUCUGGUCGCAUCAGUCACUCGUGUAAUUAAUUCUGUCCGCAUUUAUCUUCCGAUGGUUUUAGAUGCUUCAAACCAACAUUCGUUUGGCAUUUUUUUGGCCAAUAUCAUGAAAAAUUUUCUGCCCUUUGUAAAAGCUCAAUAUGGUAAAGGAUCGAUCAUUCAAAUUGAUGUAUGCGAAGUUGCUUCAAAUCUAACAUUCUUGAGUUAUUUCAAAGAUUCAGGCAAACUCAAUCCAUCGGAAUUCCGAAAUAAUUUUUUUCUUUUUACCUGCUCUUCUCGAAUUGACAACAAGCAGCGUGAAAAAUUUUGUGAUCUAUUAUUCGAAAGUGGUGAAUCUCUAUUGACUAAAGAAGUUUGUCAACUAUUAGCAGAAUUAACUGAAAGGUUUUUGAAGAGUGAUGAUAGUGGUCAAACUCGUAUUAAAACUGUUAUUCAAAAACUGAUUGUCAUCGUUAUAAAAAAUGUACCAAAUCAUAUCUCUGAUUACUUCGAACCAAAGCUUACUGAAAUCAUCUCUCGUAAUUUGGUUGGUCCCAAUAUGAUAAAACUUUUCCGAUUGUUAAUGAUCUUCAUUAAGUUCCUUCCCGAGGUGAAACCAAAGCUUGUAACAACCAUUGCCCAACGAAUUCAUGAGAUCGAACUUGAAGGAAAACAGAGCACAAAUGAUAUCAGAGAUGCGUUAAGAAACUUUUUUCAUGGCAAUAGUUUGAAAUAAUCGUUUUACCUGUUGACUAAAAAUCUGUCUUUUUGAUGUGAUGUUUCAAAUUCCAUUUAAUUUCAAACUGUAUAAAAUCUUCAAAUUUUCUUCAACCUUCUCAUCUGGAUGGAUGCGAACUUGAUUUCUUUACAUCAUAGAAAGUAUUUAUGAUCGACAUUUUAAUGAUUUCCUUGACAUAACCGACUAAAACCUGAAGCAAGAAAUGAAUAUGGUUGAAUUGCGCGCGUAACCAGGAUUAAAGCAUGUUUUGCAAAAAUAUGCAAAAAUAUUAUGAAACAAUGUUGGUUCAACAUUUUGAAUCCAGCGUUAAUUGAGUGCUAAAACUCGUGUAUGGAGCACUCAAGUUAGCUUACGCUGAUGGUUGCCUUAAGAUGAAAGAUCAAGUCUUUUACCAUUUAUCUGCUGUUGAAUGACUCUUAUUGGUAAUUGAUGGGAAAGUAAGACUUCUGUUUGAUUGAUUGCGAAGCAGGUUCAAAAUUGGUGAUGUUGAUUAAAAUUAAAAGAAAGUUAAUUGUCAUGGACUGGAUAUGGAGCUUGAAUACUUGGAAUAAAACAAUCCGCGUAAUGGAUUAGAUUGCCGAAAAAGGAUAAUUCACUCUUAAAGAUGUUAAGACUUUAAAACUUAAAUACAUUUAAAUCAUCAAAUUUAUUCAAGAUGUCAGUAAAUCUCACGAUCAGCAAUAAAAAUAUUCACACGAUUGGCUUUUGGAUUCUAAUCUUCUUACAGACUUUCUCUUUAAAAUCUGUCUUCUCUUCUGAGAACUAUUGUCAACGUCACCAGUGAGAAAUCCAGUGUCAAACUGUCUGUCAUCGCUCUUCCUACAAUUGAUCUACACCAUUUCACGGUUCUUACAAAAAAUAUUCUGAGAAGAUCAUGAUUAUCAGUCAACUCAGUUACAAAGAUAGCAAAGAAUGAACUGUCAUGUACUCUGGAAUUCCCUUUAUUGUCAUUGAAGUGUUUUGAAAAUUUGUCAAGUUCACACCAUAGUAUCAUGGUUAAUCAUUUUCCGGCUUUAGAUUAUCAUUUUGUGUGAAGUUUAACGGAUUAAAAGCGGCAAAUAGUAAACCAACUGACUUGACAAUAUUUUCAUUAGAAUCAAGACUACGCCUUGGUUAACGAGAAAACUCAGUCCAUCUUUUAACUAUAAAACAUUAAAGUCAAAUUGUGUUGGAGCUGAAAUCACACUUUUUUUCAUCAUCACCAUUAAAGGCGUUCAUCUUGGAGUAAACUUAUUUUAAUUUCCACUCACCAGACACUACCAAAUCAUGCAGUUGACUGUUGGUUCAUCAUCCUUUUUAACAAAGAUUGAAUCAUCAUGAUCAGGAAGAGAAAGAGAUUGAAACAUGUAUCUAUAUUGGAACCUUGGAAAAAAAUAAAUUGUCAAAGUAAUCCAACUGUAAUUCAGUUAAAAACUGAAAGUGAACGAUUUAUGCAUUCGUUAGGAAAAAGAUCAAAAGCAUUCAAUGCGAACCAAGAGAAAUAUGACUCCAUUGAACAAGGAAAAAGUUUCGUUGUUUCUGAUUGAUUCCCUUUUCCAGUUGACAAUAGAUUAAUUUUUUCCAAUCAAAAAGCCAACCACUCUAUUCAACUACUUAUCAACUUAAACUAUACUUUGAUCUCUUUUUCAACUCAAGAACCAUCAUCAAAAUCUUAAACUUAAACCAAAAACUCCUUAUAUCAUCACCAUUUGAAUACACUUAUUGUAAAUAUUGUAUAUCCACUGAUUAUACUCUAUUGUUUCCAUUGUUUUAAUAAUUUUAUAUUCUAUCAUGAAUAAACUCUUUUAAGGUUUAAAA